Messenger RNA from Diaporthe citri, 4353 nucleotides. RefSeq lists its product as uncharacterized. The transcript is spliced from 3 exons. The coding region runs from base 1 to 4353 and encodes 1450 amino acids. The record is from RefSeq and is a predicted model, not a curated record. NCBI's taxonomy places the organism in Eukaryota, Fungi, Ascomycota, Sordariomycetes, Diaporthales, Diaporthaceae. Gene Ontology annotation, molecular function: protein binding; ATP binding; protein kinase activity. Gene Ontology annotation, biological process: protein phosphorylation.
AUGGAUCGUGGCUUCACAGAAUCCAGGACGAGUCUCACUCCACAAGGGAGCGUCAACUUAAACGAUCUUCGUCAGGCUGUCUCGCAGACCCGAGCCAACUUCACCAGGCUCACGACCGUUCCCGAGCGAUCCCGGGACAAUGACGGACCAGCACCCGACUUCAUCACAUUUAUCUCUCUCGCUUGCGAGAUAUACCAAGCCCAGAGUGACGACCUGGUGCCUGUCAAACAAUAUCCUUCAUUACUAGAGACUUACCAGGGGAAGGGGCAUACAAGCCUCGUGACGCAUGCGCAGGUAGCUCUUUCGGCACCAUCCAGCUUGAGCCGUGGCGCCUUUUGGCCGUACUCAGAAGGCAUCGUCAUCAAACGACCGAGGCACAGCAUUCUCGAGAACAAAGCCGACAGUCUCAACAGCUUCAUCGCCGAGCUGCGCAUCAGAUCCCAUGUAUCUCUCAAAUCCCACCCGAACAUUGCCCGUCUUCGUGGCAUAGGUUGGGACUUCGAGGACGAAGACGCGACGAUACCCCGUCCCAUCCUUCUUGAGGAAUUCGCUCCCCAAGGAGCUCUGGACAACUUCUGGAAAAACUGGAAGUUUGUGAGCAUGAGCUUCGAGUCUAAGCUAGAUUUCUGCCGCGACAUUGCCGAGGGCCUGUCCGUGCUGCAUGCUUGCGGCGUCGUACAUGGCGACGUCAAGCCCGAGAACAUUCUGGUCUUCCCCCGGCAAGACGCGCGGGACUCAUUUUCCUUAAAGCUCACGGACUUCGGCCACUCUGUUCUAGAAGCUGACAAGGGCGAGAGGCUCCCGGCCUUCACGCCGCAAUGGUCCGCCCCUGAGGUUACCAAGCACAGUAAGAUGACUUUCACUCAGAUGAAGGCCACAGAUUACUACUCUUUUGGACUGGUCAUGCUAUCAGUCAUGCUUGGUCGUGCAUUCUACACCGACAUGGACGACGUGCAAAGUUUCAAAGAAGAUGGCAGCAUUCUUUGCAGACUGCUGAUGCUCAUUGAAAAGGAGGACAAGUUCAACGAUGAUUCGGAUAUCGAAGUCGGUACCGUCGCCCAGAUGCUGCAUAAGACUGUACAGUUAAUCCCCGAGGUUCGGAGUUUGGAAGACUGCAUUUGUGUCAUUGAAGUCUACAAGCUCGAAAACCAGGCCACGAGUGAUCAAAUGCCUAUGUCCAAGUCCCCUGCGAUGCCGGUGAUCAUUGGAUAUCAUACCCUUAUCAGGUGCAGCCAUCAGUUGAAGGAGCACAUCGUGAACACGCUCCGGGACCUAGCCGAGAGGUCAGAAGACCCAAGAAAGCCAGCUGCAGCUUGGGAACUCACCAUCUGUUACUUUUCGGGGUUCGGCGUGCCGCGGAACUUUGAUGCCGCGUUGAAAUGGCUUUCUGUUGCUCGUGAACUCGGAGUCGCUGCGGCCCAAGACCUCUUCAAACCACUGCAAGAGGCUAUAGCUGUCGCACUGAAAGCCCAAUCUCGCGAUGGAGCAGCUUUCGUCAAGAAGCAAGGGCUCACCUUUGGGGAUCAGCAAUCAUUGAACAAUGCUAGGUCGAAAAUUGAGACUAGUGUAUCUGGUGCUCAAGCUGAGGACAACGAAGAGACAACAAUCAUUGAUCAAGAAGAACACAUCUUGAGGCCUUCAAGGUCGGCAGUCCGCACCACCGACGAGUCCGACCCAGUUCAGAAAGAGGAUAUGGUGCCUGAUGCCAACGCUUUGUUCCAGAAAUACUUUGAGGUGGGUAACACAAAUGUACAGUCGAUGCCGUCGAUACCACAGCCAGUGCCUAGCCAUGUACGGGACGCUAUCGAGGCCGGUUCAGUGGACCCACUUCGAGACAUUAUCACCCGCGACCCCAGUUUGCUCAACAGUGUUGAUGACUGGGGCAAUACCCCUAUGCUACUUGCCGCUCAUCACAGACAACCUGAGAUUUUAAGAUACUUGAUUUCUCACCCAGGUAUUAAUGCCUCUGCACACAACAAGUCUUGUCAGACCGCACUCCAUUUCCUGGCCCACUUUGAGGAGGAACGUGCAGUCGGCUUUGUUCUGCCGCUGGUCGACAAGGGCAUUGACCUUCUUCGCGAAGCUCUCCCGAUGCGCAAAGACAACGGGGCGCUUAUUUUCUUCCAAGGACUCCGUUGCUGUGCGGUGCUCAACUCUAUCCUGCACAACAAGACCAUUCUUCUCGCCAGCCUCUUAGAGGCCGCUCAUUCCAAGUCAUCAGUGUCCAUCUGCCACAUUUGCGAGAUAGGAUCUAGGUUCCGCCGCAUCUUGGCUGUUGCCCUAUCUCUGUUCCGGAUCGACGUCUUGGAGCUCCUAACAGCUCACCUACGGACGCACAGGAAGUCGGAGACGAUCAAUCUGGCCAAUGUUCAGGUCUGGGCAGGCCAGAAACUACUUCGGCUGUACCAAGUUCCGUUCAGCAGUGUGGCAGUAUCGGCGAUGGACCUUCCAGAGGACUUCUUCCGUGCGAUCAUGUACGGGAGCAACUAUGCUGAUGUUCUUGAGCGCACACUCGACUUCCUCACAGCUACGGCCUCGACCACGAAUCAAUCGAGCCGCAUUCCGGGACUUUCUCUGGAAACGAAAAUGUUGAGAGAGGCAUCUGCCGGGGGCAGUUUGGAUGCGGUCAGCUCUCUUUUGAAUCGAGCGAAGGAGUCGCAGCCGAAAACUCCGGAAUGGGUGGUGUGCGGGAAUGGUCUAGGCGAUGGGCCCCUUGAAACAUCCAUCCGGUUUGGCCUCCGGGAUAUCUUCAACCGAUUACUUCGCGACGAUGCCUCUUUUCUCCAGGACUGGUUUGAAUAUCCCUGCCAGAUUGGCGAAUGCUUUGACCGCCCCACCUGGUGGGUUUUAAUCUAUCGGCUGCUCGUAGGCAGGGAUAGAAGAGUCCCUCUCCCCGACGGCCACACCCAUAGUCGAGAAAUCAUCGGGUACUUACUCAAGGUUGCAAUCGAAGCCCGCCAUCAAGACACAUAUUUUCUGUCUAGAAUUAUCGACGAGGUCAGAAAUCAGAAUCUUAUAUACCCGGCUUUGUUCAUCCAUGCCGUACACAAUCUCGAUCUCAAAGCCGCGGAUAUCUUGAUAAAGAAGUAUCCCAGGCUUUUGAACAGCCGCUGCUGGUGGGAACUUUCAGUCCCACCACAUUCUAGCUUCCUUCCUGAAUUCGAAGACUUCGGCAUCAAGACGGUCACGGACGCAGUCCUGUCAACUGGCACAUACGAGCAGUGCCAGUUCGUAAUGAAGCAUAUGCUCUCUCAGAGAUCGCUCGGACGGGGCUUUCCAAUACGAAGUCAAUGGAAGAGACUCCAGUCAUGGUGGCGCUUCCAUCGUUUCAGAGGGCAUCAUACAGCCACUCUUGAGGAGAAGGGAGAACCCGAAUGGCGAAGGUGUCCAUUAGAUCCAGGAGAGUACAACGCUUUACUCUCGGGGAACAUCUUGCGGAACGACCCGGAACGGAAAGCAUUGUGGAGCGUCAUCGACACUCAAAUCGCCAGUGGCCAUUCUCUUUCGGCAAAGUACCUCAAGAUGGCGAUAGACUCGUCGAACACCGAGGCGCUGGUGGAAUUAUUGGACAGGGGCUGGGAGGUCAACGGGUCCUGGAGACACUGCCUCGAUACGCCGCUGCAGCACGCGCUCAAGAGGGAUAACUGGGAGGCAUGGACCCGUAGCAUCCUCGCCAGACAGCCAGAGCGGCUAGAUGCGCUGACUGAACUGCACAGCAUGUUCGGACCGCCGGCAUUUCAGGGGCCUCAUCUUGAGACCCACCGAGAGAUUUACCAGGCGUACACGGAUGCCCGCAGGUCUCAGGCGGCAAAGCUGUACAGUCGCAAGAUGGCUGAGGCGGCUACAAUACUUCGUGAGCGCGGCGGCCGUGUGUCUCCGUUUUCGAGCGCCACGAGGGCCACAUCCGCUGCCGGCAGGGCUGUGCGAGCUUGGGCGUUCAUCCUUCAUACCUUGCUGUACGCUCUCGUCUUACCUCUUGUCCUUGUCUACUCCACUCGGAGUGUUUGGCAGGACAUGUCUGUCGGGCAGAAGUUUGGGUUCGCGUGGCUCUGGACCCUGUUGUCAUAUUUUGUUCCCCAUUUUUGGCUGCUCAAAAAGGUGGCGACUGAUUCCUCGGUGGGAGCUCAGAGCUUCUGGAUUGGUUUGUUCUCGGUCGUUUUCCUGUUUCACCAUGUCGGGUUGCCAUACAUUGUGGUUAGACAUAGAUGGCGGCCCAUACGUUCUUGCCAUUACUUCGUGGAGAACGGCGGAUUGGGAUCAACUUGCACAGACUUUACAUUCCUAUUACCGCUCAUUAUAGCAGGGAUUGAAGGUGUCGUAGUAUUGGUAUUUCACUUCAUGGCACAUGCAUAG